UUGUCUUUCUCCUAUUUCUUUUAUCUUGCAGGGUUUUGAGGAACUCUGUCGGAUGGGAGCCUGGGACUUUGUCAUCAAUCUGAGUGGAUCGGAUCUCCCUCUCCGCGAUGUAGACGAUACGGCCGCCAUGCUGGCUUCGGCUAGAGGGCACAACUUCAUGAGACAGAAUGGGAACUGGAAAGACCGGAGUGACAAACCAACAGACUUCUCAGUUUGGUAUGGAUGCGGAGGCCAUGUAUAUAAUGUGUCUUAUAGGGGGAAGAGACCAGAUUGGACGGACAUGCAUAGUACUUCACAGUGGGCUGUCUUCUCGAGAGACUUUAUUGAGCUUGUUGUUAGUCCGGACAGAGGAAUCUUCAUGAACAACCUUCAUUUCUUUGCCAGUACUUGUAUCAUCCCUGAUGAAUCCUACCUGGCUUCCAUGCUCAAGAUAUCGCCUUUCAGAAACACCUAUAUCCAUGGCAACCUCCAUCAUCUGAAGCAGUUUGCGAGGAAAGAUGACAGAGGAUUUUGCCGGCACACCGAAGACAUCGACUUCUGUGGGCAGGGACCAGGUAUAUUUGAGCCCAAAGACACCGAGGUCUUGUCGAAUAUCGCCAACCAGCUCUUCUUCGCUCGCAAGUUUGACAGUGACCCUGAGAAUCCCGUGAGGCUGUUCGCCCUCAACCAGGUGUCCGGGCAGUACUACGAGUUCCUGAGGAAGAACUUUAUCUCAGAAGAAAUGCUAAGGCAACUGAUCAAGCUAGCUCUCCAAACUGAGUACGGUGAUGAGUGGGAAGAAGAAGUCCAGGUGAUGGAGGUAUUAAAGCUCCGAGCAUUGCCCAUGCUCUUACCUAUAGAUCCAUGCUGUAUGCCUAUCUACCAUACCAAGCACCAGAUGUUCAAGGAUACCAGAUACUGGAUUGAUUUCCUUGUGUCUGAAACCUCUACAGGAGAACAGAGAGCCCUCCGAACAUCAUUUAUACCACAGAGUAGACACCAGUGUUUCUCAAGGGGUCAAAUCAAAGGUCUAUACCUGACCACCAAACAUGCCAAAGACAAAAAAACCCAGGUCCAGCCAAGCUCCCCUAUCCCUACUGAGGCUGCAGGUGGGUCGACCCUCUAUCUAGCAUCGUAUAUCAACCUGAGUGAUGACAUGUUACCAGCUCCGGAGUGUAACGAGGUCGACAAUCUACCUGAUGAUAGCUACGACGGUAGAUCCCCAGACAGCUUCUCCUUCACCACCUUCGGUAACGAGAAGACAGCUGAGAACCACGCUGUCCACUUCAACGCAAGUCUUAUCAACCCUGAGGGAGAGGUCAGAUGCUUCAUAGAUGUCAUCAUCACCUUCAAGAAGGCACAUCCAUCCGUCCAGAAGUCUGAUACCGUCCGUUUCAUCAACACCCUGAUGUGUGGUAACAUGGAGCCAGGAUUGUGGACCUUGGUCCUCUUCGAACGAGGGGUCCGGGAACCAUUCCCCUACACCAUACAAAUCUUCCUUGUACCAGACAGGCCUAAAGGAUGGCUCGACUUCACUAAUCGUGAGGAUGAACUGCACAAUCUAUGGGCUGUUGAAAUGAUAAGAGAACUGGGAGAGGAAGAGUACCCCUUCCUAGCCCACAAGCUCUCCAACCAACCCAGGCAACCUUGGCAACAACGGGAGGAAGAGCAAGCCAACCGUGCCAUGGAAGAGGAUGAAGAUGGAGAAGGAGAGGGGGAUGAGGACGGGAACUACGGCGAUGCAGGCAUCAGGAACGGAGGGAGGGGUGAUCCUGGUGGAGGAGAGGACAAACAGAGCUUCCAUGAAGAGGACGAAGACGAGGCGGAGGGCGAGGAUAGCAGCAACGGUGGUCGGAAGGAGCGCAUCAACGGGCACCUUCGGGUGGACCCCAAUCGGCUGAAACUGGAGGCCCACCGGAAGCUCCCCAUCCUGAGGGACGAGGAGACGGGCAGGAAUCGGGGGAUCCAAAACAUGGAUCGCCUCAAGAGAGAGGAGACGGGGAGGGAGUUCAGGGAUACCCUGAGGCUUAGCGGCAACAGGAGAGAGGAUGGGGGCUUCCGUAAGGUCAAAGGUCAUAAUGAUGGAAGUCUUAACGCAGCUCAGAUGAGGGAUGAAAGCUUACCAACAUGGCUGAAAAAUCAGUCAUUUGCCCUCACUUUCAUGGAGUUUGUCUUCAUCUCUGUAAUUGUCUUCAUACUUGUUAAAGGGGUUCUUGUCCCUCUCCGUAUCGUCAAACGGAAGAGCCACGGAGUCAAGUCUUUUGCUACAUUCCUUGUUGUCGUCACCUUCAUACAGUUCCUGGUCUAUUCAAUGUUUGUACUAUCAGCCAGCAGCUAGCCCAGGCCUAACCCUCCAUAGGACCAGAUCACCCUUACCCUCAUUAGAGACUGGACUGAAUUGAUUCAGUCUUUGAACGCUAACCUAUGUGGUGGUGCUGUUAUAUUUUUUUUCCUUCAAAGAAGCCCUAACAACCACCGAAGAAUUCUUCACCAUGCGUGUGCUUAAUCUAUUUCUCGGAGCGGACUUGUUAUCUGUACUACAAUACAAGCAUUGAAACUCCGAAAGGAAUCUUGAAUGCAUUAUGUAUUUAAUCAUUGUUGUAUGUUUCGUGGAACCGAAGGAAGCAAAGAAUGUCUCCAGGCUUUCGGAGGACAGUAUCGGUGCUCAGCAGGUUCAUGUUGCCCCACACAUUGCACUUCCGAUGAUUGGACAGUAUUUUCGACAGUGAUGCCAGGAUGUCACGUUACAACACACUUUAUAGAUGAUAGAUAGAAAUGAGUAACCAAGUGACAUAGUAACUCCACUGUAGAGUAGAAUUAAAUAGUUAUUUUGUUCUGAAAACUUUGCAGCAAUUCCAUGCUUGAGGUCGCAAGUUAUCAGUGAAUACAGUUGACUCGGACCGUCCUUCAUCCAAGCAUGUAUGGAAGGUCCAUAAUUGCUCUCAGAAACAUUUUAUCCAUUCAGAUUGAUCUGAAGUAUGGAAAGUUAAUGCAAUAAUUCAUCAUCAUGUUGAUUGGUCUAGAUGAAGAAUUAUAGUAUACCCCGCUUUCCAUGACUGAAGAUCAUUUUAACCAUUAUUUCGAGAUGGGGUCCAGAUGAUCUUUGAGUCUUUUUGCACCUACAUUACGUGAAUCCUGUGUUUAAAAAAUACCCCACCAGCUUAUAACACAGGAACCCCAUUGCCCUGCGUGUUGUGUCAAUGGGAGGUCAGGUGGGGAAUCUGAAACCCCAAUUUCACAUUUUGGGAGAGCUUCAAUUCUCUCGUUUAAACUGGGGUGGGGUUCAUUUGACUGCUGAUAAGGCCUUGCGUGUACGUCAAUGGGAACUCAAGUGGGGUAUCGACACCCCAUUUUCAGUUUUUGGGAAAGUUAAGUUUUCUCGUUUAAACUGAGGUGGGGUCGACUGCAGCUGCUGAUAAGAGCUGAACAAAAACCCCUUUCAUAAACCCCAUUAAAAUGAAUUAGGCGGCUAAUAGCAGCAUAAUUUGGUCGUAAAAUUGGAGGAGGG
This is a messenger RNA of Lytechinus variegatus (green sea urchin), 3487 nucleotides long. RefSeq lists its product as uncharacterized. Gene Ontology annotation, cellular component: membrane. Lineage: Eukaryota; Metazoa; Echinodermata; Echinoidea; Temnopleuroida; Toxopneustidae. Gene Ontology annotation, biological process: heparan sulfate proteoglycan biosynthetic process; chondroitin sulfate proteoglycan biosynthetic process. Gene Ontology annotation, molecular function: protein xylosyltransferase activity. The record is from RefSeq and is a predicted model, not a curated record. Bases 53 to 2317 code for a protein of 754 amino acids. The transcript is spliced from 14 exons.